Gavialis gangeticus (Gharial) is the source of this 2121-nucleotide messenger RNA. RefSeq names its product eukaryotic translation initiation factor 4H (gene EIF4H). The record is from RefSeq and is a predicted model, not a curated record. Bases 54 to 824 code for a protein of 256 amino acids. The transcript is spliced from 7 exons. Lineage: Eukaryota; Metazoa; Chordata; Crocodylia; Gavialidae. Gene Ontology annotation, molecular function: RNA binding.
CCUGUGGGUGCGGCCCUGUCACGCUCGCGCGGGAGGCGGCGGCUGAGGCGGCGAUGGCGGACUUCGAUGCCUACGACGAUCGGGCCUACAGCAGCUUCGGCGGCGGCCGCGGGUCUCGCGGUGGUGCUGGUCCUGGUUCCCGUAAGCAGAAAGAUCUGCCAACAGAACCCCCUUUCACUGCAUACGUGGGAAAUCUCCCCUUCAACACUGUUCAAGGAGAUAUUGAUGCAAUCUUUAAGGAUCUCAGUGUAAGGAGUGUACGACUAGUCAGAGACAAAGAAACAGACAAAUUUAAAGGAUUUUGUUAUGUAGAAUUCGAUGAGGUGGAAUCACUUAAGGAAGCUCUUACAUAUGAUGGUGCACUUUUGGGUGACCGAUCACUCCGAGUGGACAUAGCAGAGGGCAGAAAUAAGGACAAAGGUGGCUUUGGCUUCAGGAAAGGUGGCGGACCUGAAGAAAGAGGAAUGGGAGGAGGAGGUCCUCGAGAAUCAAGAGGAGGUGGAUGGGAUUCCAGGGAUGACUUCAAUGCUGGCUUCAGAGAUGAUGACUUCUUAGGAGGUCGGGGCAGAGGGACUCGUCCUGGAGAUCGGCGAACAGGUCCUCCACUGGCAGGGGGAGGGACUGGCCGUUUUAGAGAUGGACCUCCCCUCCGUGGGACUUCCAUGGACUUCAGAGAGCCAACAGAAGAGGAAAGAGCACAGAGGCCCCGACUUCAGCUCAAACCUCGAACAGUUGCUACCCCCCUCAAUCAAGUAGCCAAUCCUAAUUCUGCUAUAUUUGGCGGAGCCAAGCCCCGAGAGGAAGGGGCAAAAGAGCACGACUGAGCUUGGGGUUGAGAGGGAAUGGGAGUGGGGAGGGGUGGGUGGGGGGCGGGCAGGAGAAUAAGCAAGACAGCACAGAGUGACUAGCUCUGCUGGAAUGUCAACCCUGCAGUUACCAUUCCUGCCAUCUGACAUUUUGUCCUCUUUGAAACCGAAAACACAGAGCUUGUGAACGCAUGUCAGCUGUUAACAAGUGGUUUUUAGUACGUUCUUGGCUUUGCUGUAUCUAGUGCCUGCUUUGUGCUAAGUUUUCCCUCUUCUCUGUUUCCUUCCAAGCAGCACAGUUUCCAGUAGAUCAUUUAGUAGCUGCUUCCACCUGUGUGAAGGUCCUUCUGGACAAAGGUGCUGCUUUGCUUCCUCUUCUGGGUUUGUUUUACUUUAGAAGCAUAGGUUAGACUCGGUUAAUAUUCUGUGCCAUUUCCUUUUGGCUUCCUCAAUGCUCCUUUUCUGCCCUGCAUGUUUUGUUCUGAAUUGCUGUGGCUCUAAAGAGGUAAACUGAAGAGCCCUGGCAAAUUGAACAGUUCAAGUAGCUUGCACAGCCCUGACCCUGUAGAAUUAGAUGCCGUCUGUGACAGUGGCUAAUAGGAUUACCACAUACCACAAGAGCACUCGUUCUGAAAAUAAAAAAGUCCUUUUAGGCAGUUCACAGAGAAGAGUCUGCUUCUCAACAGGUAGAAGUAAAACAAUUUGCAGGCAGGCCUAAUUUAGUUAAUGACAUUUAUAUGAAGAAAGCACUUGCUUCAGUAGGCAUACCUUGAGGGGAAAGAUGCAUCCCACUAUUUUGUAACUGGCUGUCUACAAGUAGUAUAAUGUUGCACUCUUGAGCUUGAGGUUGGUGCUAUAAAGCUGUGCCUAUUCUAGGACAUAACUGCUGACUGGCUCUUUCUGCUUGUAAUUUGAGUUUACAUGUUUGGUAAAUUUUUAAAAUAAGUUUCUACAAAUAAAGUUGACUCUUUUUUUGUUUAUUUAAAGAGUGUAUAAUUUGCCAUGCCAUGUAUGUGUAUCUGCCACCAUCUUCUGUACAUCUUGACCCAGUCGUGUACAGCUGACAGUAACUUUGCUUUUGGAAUGGCCUCUGAAAUGGGCAAGAUUUGAAUCUUUACCUCUUUCAUGAUUUGAAUUCCACUGCUUAGUGUGUAGAGAUUUUUGGUAACAGUUUCUCCAGACAACAGUUGCCUAACCUCCUUGACCCUCAAAAGCACUGUUGUCAGGGUUGAUGAGGACAUGUGAGAAAAGUGAUCCUGAAUAGUUUGUCAUGUAAAGAAAAAAAAAUACAAACCUUGGAGCUCUAAAAAAAACU